Molecule: messenger RNA, 1451 nt
Organism: Dermacentor andersoni
Lineage: Eukaryota; Metazoa; Arthropoda; Arachnida; Ixodida; Ixodidae
Cellular component (GO): membrane
Molecular function (GO): protein binding
Source: RefSeq, a predicted model, not a curated record
CGUAGUCGGCUGACUGUCAACGCAGCCUCCACAAUGCGAGCUUGUGAGUGGCUGACUAACCGCGUGCGAGUGGCUUUGUUUCUCGCCGUCUGCUCCAUCGUAUGCGCCGUCUGCGACCCUUUGUGCCAAGAGACAACGCCGUUCCACUACGACCAACCACAGCUGACCUGCUCGGACUUCACCAGCGCCGACGAACUAGAGAGCAACGUACCCGAUAGGCCGAACAAUGGCAAGCUAGAACUUGUCCUAAAGGACAGCCAGUUCGCGUACAUACCACGGUCUGUCUUCCAAAGAGUUAAACCAUCAACGCUUGUUCUGAGCAACGUUACAGUGCGCAGCUACCGGACACCCGAUUCCGACUCCUCCGUGUUUGCGGAGCUUCGAGACACGUUGGAGAAGCUGGUCUUCCACAAGAACAGCAGCCUGCCGGACUCGUGGAGCUUGCUCAAGGACAACCGACUACUCAGCGAGUUGCUACUCUUCAGGAUGGCCUCGCUUCGACUGGGCCAUGACUUCGACGAGUUGCCGGCCAGUGUCAGGGACAUGGCCGUGGUCCAAAGCACGAUCUCAGGUGUGGAUCCCCACUGGCUUUCUUCCUUGGCCAACCUAGAGAGCCUCCGCAUCGACAAGGUCGAUUUGGAGAAGUUCGAAAGAACAAUGCUUCCGAGACCCGCUUCCAAGCUGAAGUACCUCACGAUAACUGGUACAUCCUUGUCGGCGCUAGCCGAAGACUUCGGACAGGACCUGCCAUCUCUGGAGAAGCUCAACCUGAGAAGGAACAAAUUCACCACUUUUCAAGAGGCCGCGUUAGCUCCCCUCAAGAACCGCAGAGUCGUCGUCGAACUCGAGGGGAAUCCCCUGGAGUGCGACUGCAGGAUCCUCUUCCUGCUCGGCUACCCGGACAGCUGGCGGUAUCCCAACUGCGAGAGGCCCGAAACGCUAGCCAAGACGCCACUUCGCCAACUCACGCCGUCCAGCCUGGGUUGCACUGUCGCCUCACCCGGACGUGAAGAAUAAACAAAUAAAACACGCACGCGCACGCGCGCGCGCACGUCUGCGUCUUGUGUGCCGUUUUUCCAACAUGCAAAGUAAGUCAUUCACAAUGGCCAUGUCAGUUUGUUCCGGCAAGUGUCCCGCAAGCGCUUUUUCUUCCUCUUUUUUUUUUUUACAAUAGUCCUUUUUUGCUUUAUUCUUCUCUUCCGCCUUGAUAGCUUGAAGCUUGUUUCGAUUUUGUUGCUGUUGUUCUCCGACACGAGUGUGUUUUUCCAGACGCCAAAAGUCGAGGACGUAAGCAUCGCUAAUAAACUGGGAAAACUUCCAGAGUAUAGAUUGUACUUGCUGUGGAUGGGACAAUGCGGUAGUUUUAUGCGAACUAUGCGUAAAGGCGUUCCCACCUUCAGUUAUCUCGUUGUAUCAUUAUCAUUCCUUUUUUGGAGCCCACCCAUACUUGC